Taeniopygia guttata (zebra finch) is the source of this 2214-nucleotide messenger RNA. The record is from RefSeq and is a predicted model, not a curated record. Lineage: Eukaryota; Metazoa; Chordata; Aves; Passeriformes; Estrildidae.
CUCUUUCCCAGGCUUCUGCCUGGCUAGAAUCUCUCGUUUCUCUCUUUGACUGAAUCUGAGACCCACAAGGUGCCUCCAUGGCGUUCUGGAACUCCAUGGGUGAGCACAGCAGCCAUCAGUUACCUGGGCAUGGAAUGUUGCUACCGGUUGCCAGGGGCACUCCUGGUUCCAAGGUUCUGUUGGCACGGAGUCUGUUGAGCCAGUUGAGGGAUUCUCUGCUGCGCAGCAGACGCAGAGCAUCCUUCUUCUCCAUCCCGCGAGGGAAUAAAGAGCGAUUUGGUGACUUUUGCAGGCCAAACUCUGGACUGACCGUACAGGUUUGGUGAUCAAUUUUCUGUCACGCUGAAAAAUCUGCAGUGGGCUGCCUAAAGGAACCAAAGGGAUUGAUCACAUCCCUGACAUUCCUUUUUUGGAGUUUGUCCCACUUAUUUGGUGGUUGUUUUUGAUCACCAAACACCAUGAGCUCACGUCAGCGAAAGCGCCCUGGAGGAGCAGUUGAUUCCAGACCAGCUCGGAAACGGAGCCGGCUGCUGCCCUCCAGCGCAGGUGGAACUUCGCAGACAGAGCCAACAGACCUUGAGGAAAGUGGCACACCUGCUUUUGAGCCUGACGUCAUAGAUCUCACAGGUGAAGACGAAAAUGCCAUAAAUGUCGCAGGGGAAGAAGUCAUACAGCUCACAUAUGAAGAUGCCAUAGAUGUCGCACGUGAAGAAGUCAUACAGCUCACAUAUGAAGACGCCAUAGAUGUGGACGGUGAAGAAGUCAUACAGCUCAGAUAUGAAGGUGUCAUACAUCUCCCAGGUGAAUCUUCAGAGCCUGAAGUCAUCACUAUCAGUGACGAUGAGUCUUCUAUGGACAGGGAGCAGAGCCAGCAGCAGCUGAAUCUUUCCAGAACAUCAGAUGAGCCACUGGCAAGGGAAGAUGAAGAAGAACCAAGAGACAUUGAUGAUGAUUCUGCUCUCUCUAGGGAUUGGCUACCAUUUGAUUUCGAUCCUCCAUAUUGGUCAGAUGAGGACUCAGAGGACAGGGAGCAGAACCAGCAGUACCCACAUGUUUCCAGUGCAGCAGGGAAUUCAGCUGAUGUACUGGCAAGCAAUGAUGAAGAGGAACCAAGAGAUGUUGAAGGUUCUGCUCUCUCUAGGGAUUGGCUACCAUUUGAUUUCGAUCUUCCAUAUUGGUCAGAUGAGGACUCAGAGUCCAGGGAGCAGAACCAGCAGGACUCACAUCUUUCCAGACCAGCAGAGAUUUCAGCAGGUCCACUGACAACCCAUGAUGAAGAGGAACCAGGAGGUAGCGGUGCAUGGCCAGCAGGUCCUGCUGGUCCUCCAAUGAGGGAGGGUGACAACUCACAGGUGCAGGACAAGGAGCAGAGCCAGCAGCACCCACCUGGCUCCAGCAACACAGAGAAUUCAGCUGAGCUAUGGGCAAGUAACCAUGAAGAGGAACCAAGAGAUAACGAUGAUUCUCUUAACUCUGAUGAAUGGCCAGAUCGUUUUGAGAGUCCUCCGACAUGGCGGGAUGACAUUACAGAUGACUGGGAAGAGAGCCAGCCAAUUUAUUCCUGGUCAGAAGAGAAUUUGUUCGAAAUACUGUCAAGCAACCUUCAACAGGAACCAAGAGAUAUUGAAUUUGAACCACCAAGUGGUAUUACUAGUCCUCCAAACAGGGAGAAUGAUAAUGCAGAGCUUCUUGAAGUGCAUGGACAGGAAAGGAGAAAUGUUACAUCAAACAGCCAGGAACAGGUGGAUGGCUCUGGUAAUGGAACAGGAGCUAAUGAUGCCCCUGUGGCUGACUCAGCCCCUGAAGAACAGGGAGCAGAGGAGGAGGACACUCAAAAUCCAGAUUCUCUUUCCUCCAGUGCACAGCAAGGAGUUGUUAUUAGGUGUCCAAUUUGCAUGGAGUCUUACUCAGAGGUAAGGAUCCACCCGUUGUUGUCCUGUCUGCUUUGUGGGAGGAGAAAGCCAGAAGGGGGGAGCUGCACAAGUCAGUUGGAUGAUGUGGGAUGCUGUGGGCAGCUGGCUGGAAGCACAGCCCUUGCUGUGAAGCUCCACAAGUCACUUCUUGGUGAAUGCAGAGGCAGAAGCCCUUGCCAAGAUGGCACUGGCAGAUCUGUGGGUCCCUCGUAAUUCUAAUUCUAGAUGCUCAAAAUAGAGCCUGAUGCCAGUUGAGCAGCAAAAUCAAAUUCUCUCCUCCCAAUAAAUGUUGUGGUUUUCU